CCCCCCAGUCUGAUCCCCACCUGUUGCUCCGGCGGCGGGUUCGAGCAAUGGGCGGGGCUAAAAUCAAAUCAGCAGCACAACAACAGGGAAGGGUCGCGUUUUCCAGACCAGCUGCUGCCUUGUUCCCGGUGUGCAACCUGAAACCGAAUAUGGUGACCAAACGGAUUAGGUCAGAAUACAUGAAAAAGUUUAAGGAUCCCAAAUGGGAAACGUACGCGAAGUGUUAUGAGGAUUUGGUGAGCUACAGACUGUCGAGGAGAAUGUUAGAGCAAACACACAACCCGUGGUUUUGGGAUGAAUGUGAAAGCGACGCAGAGUCCAGCGGCCAAUGUACACCUCAGGAGAGGACCAGAGACUACAGACUACAGAGAUCGGAAAGGACACCCACAGAAAAAGAGACAGCAGUGCACGAAGUGCAUGCACCUGAAGAUGAGAGAGAACCUGAUACGAGCCAGAUAAGAGAACAAGCAACAGAAGAUACCAAACCUCAGGAAAAGGACAAUGAAAAGACCCAGCACCCUCCCCUGUUGUCCUGGUUGUCCCACCAAAAAAGUAUCUCUGUGUUCCGAGCAAUACAAAAAGCAAACCAAAGCAUUUGUACAAACCAACCCGAACCGAAGCCAAGCAUCAUGUCACCAGACAAAGAAAGCAGACAUCCUUUUGCUAUGUAUGGCUCAGGAGAGAAACAGGCAGAUAUGGCCUCAAAAAGAACACACAACGUUGGUCCAGCUGCAUCAACCAAGGAGAUUCAUGAGUCUGCACUGCGAGCAAAGACCAGACGAGAGGCUGAGAAACAGAUGAAGAGAAUGGACAAGCGAAGAGCAAAAUCAGCUGAUUUGGAAAAGCUGAACAAACACAAGCUUGUCCCUGAUUACAACCCUUGGAUGACCGAGUACAUGCGCUGCUUCUCUGCCAGGUCACAGUGAAUCUCUAACACUGUCAGCGUUCUUAUCAGUUUCAGCUAGAGAGGUGCAUCCAGCAUAUCCUGUCUUCCAAAAUGGAUUGCUAUGAUGAUAAAUCAAAUGUCAAAACGACAUAUUUUUUUUAUUUUACCUGACCAGAUUUUUGUAGACUGACAUUAGUUACUAGUGUUUUAACAUAUAUGUAAAACACCACAUCAUUCUGACAGAGAUUGUCAACAUUAAAAUAUAUCUUAAAUAUGUUGAAAGUCAAAUCUGACCAGUCAAGUGCAGUAAUGCAAAACAGAGACUUUCUGUUAAGGUACAAAAUUAUGCUAGUUUUAGCAUUGUUUAAUUCAUUGUAAGUUGCAUUGUAAUGACAGUGCAGACAGAAUUUUUAGACUAAAGUUUUUUUUUUGUUUUUUUUUUUUUACUUUGGUAUUUUCUAAGGUAUAUGUGUUGAUUUUAAUGUUUUAUAUUUGCCACUUUGCACGCUUUGGAAGUUAACACUCAACCUAUUCCAUAGUUUUAUUUACAACAUAGAUGUAAAAUUCAUUGAGGACAUUAAUAACACUUAUUUUGAAAUGUCUGGUUCAGUAAAAGACUUUAAAAGUAUCCCUCAUUCCAGUUUUACUGUAUUCUGACCCGUCAUAAUGUCCUCAGCACUUUUACAAAAUUUCUCAAAAUCUACAGUGUGCAAAGGUUCAUGUGUAAUAUCUUUUUUCAGGGAAGGUUUGUAGACAAUUGUUAUGUCUUUGAAUUAAGUGUGUAGUGCUGUGGUCUACCUCGCAUGUGGUUCAUAAAUAAUGUAUAAAUAAGAAGCGGGGUUCAUUAAAAACAUGAUGCUAAAAUAAUGACGCCAUGAAUUGCAGGUAUUACACACCAGGGUUUUGUGAAGACUUUUGAAAUGAGAAUUGAACGACAUUUUCUGGUUCUGCAAAAUAUUGUGCCCAGUGGUGCACCACUAUAUUUCCAAUUUUACUGUACAAUUAUAAUUUAACAUUCUGAGAAUUUACCUAUCUUUUAACAAUUGUUAUGGACCUCUAGUGAUAAGGCAUUUGUCUGUAUUGUAAUAGUGAUUUGUUUAGUACUGACUUAAUUAGUAGAGUUAAUGAAGCCAUAAUUUUGCUUCUGAGCCAGAGAAGCACAAAGAUCUACCAGUUAUUGUUUGUGUAGAAAGCUGUAGAAUCCAUUCUGAACGGUGCAUAGAUGGGACUCGUUGCUUGUGGUUUGGGCUGUAUGUAAAUGUUUAGUAGUGUAUUUGAGCAGUGACCGUAAUUAGAUUUGGAGUCACUCAGGGCAGACUCAUUGGGAGUUUUUUCCUCUCAGCUUUAGUGUUCAUGUGAUUGUUACUUGAUAAGGUUAGAGUUAUUGUGAGUGUUGCUUAAGUCCAACACACUGUGUUUCUCAAAUGUAUUAAUAAAGUGUUUAGUUUUAUUACAAUGUUAUAUGUAUUUUUGUAUUACUAUUACAGAUAUGUCAUCCAAAAUAAAUGUACAACAUGGAAGUACACAUGGGGGAACUUAUUUUUAAAAUAAUUUAAUAUUAGUAUUGUAGUCUGAUAGGAGUUUAUUGGUGUGAGCCAGUUGAUGUUUCUAAGUAAGGCUGGACCAUACAACAAUCAUACCUUGCAUCACAAUAAAUGUUAUAAUAUUGCAACAUGUCUGAAUGCUGGCCCAUCUUUGCUUCCAUCUGCUCCAUUUACAGAUGCAUUAAAUACAAAAAUAAACACAAAAAAAUCAAGGUAAAUAUUUAAUACAGGAUGAUUUUUCUUUCACCUCCAAAAAGUGACUUUUCUAAAACACAAUGCAAAUAUCUUGCAUGGCCCAUGAAGCAUGUGCUCCAUUAAUGGUAAACUGUAAACACGUUCAGCAGUGUUUGCUUACAAUGUCGAAAUCUGACAAUUCCCCUCCCCUUGUUUUCGGUAACAGCUAGGUUAAGAAUACAUGAAAUGUAGGAUUAAACACAUUUUCCAAGAACGUAUGAAUAAAGUUGAAUGCAGAUACAUAGCAAUUACAUUGAAAAUGUGAUACUAGGUUUAAUAACACUUGGCAUGAGUUAGUCAAACAUUUUCAAACAGGACAGCAUUUAAGUUUGCUGUGCAAAGUAACACUAUGAAACAGUGACUGCAACAUGUUUCAUUGUUUUAUAUUUUAAUUACUAUAUAUGAAUAGAAGAUAGGUCUGUGCCUCAAUAUGUGCUAUAAUCUGACAUUCCAGGUUUUAAAGUAACAUCUGAUAUAUCUUGUGUGUUUAUAUAUAUAUAUAUAUAUAUAAUGUGUGCAAAAAUAAAAUAAAAGCAAAACAAUGGAAA
Silurus meridionalis is the source of this 3212-nucleotide messenger RNA. It is a transcript of the gene ccsapb, whose product is annotated as centriole, cilia and spindle-associated protein b. The record is from RefSeq and is a predicted model, not a curated record. Gene Ontology annotation, molecular function: microtubule binding. Gene Ontology annotation, cellular component: spindle; ciliary transition zone; cytoskeleton. Gene Ontology annotation, biological process: regulation of mitotic spindle assembly. Lineage: Eukaryota; Metazoa; Chordata; Actinopteri; Siluriformes; Siluridae.